Molecule: messenger RNA, 1879 nt
Organism: Parasteatoda tepidariorum (common house spider)
Lineage: Eukaryota; Metazoa; Arthropoda; Arachnida; Araneae; Theridiidae
Source: RefSeq, a predicted model, not a curated record
GAGUUAAGCAGUUCAGUUAUGACAGCUUUCCAUGAAAUCACAUGUCAAGAUAAGAAACCGCGAGGGUUAAAGUUCUAGGACUCACAAAAAGGCAAUUAAUUUACGCUAUUGCUUAAUCAAUGUAACUAUAGACGAAGUAAUUUAUUAUUUUUCCUUUCAAAAAAUUUUUGAAAAGAAAAGAAAUGAAUUUAAUUGUGAAUGCAAAUGAAAGAAAUUCCCAAUCCGGUUGGCUUAUUUCCUUUAAUUUGGAUUUUCUAUUCGACAGUACGAAUUUUUAAAUCGGAACCGGAAUAAUUCUGUUGUAUAAAAUGUGUUAUGCAUUCUGUUUAUUUUAAUUUGUAAACGAACGUUUAAUGAAUUUGGAUUUGGACAGAGAUUGAAUCAAUUUGUUCUCAUUGAGUGAAUUAAAGAUUGAACCAACCAUGAAGUCUGAAUGGAAAACAUUACCAGCUUUUGCUCUGUUACUCUUAUCCGGUUCAUUUACUAGGGCAAUUGUUGGAUACUAUUAUAAUUGGAACUAUCCCAAUUGGUGGAUUCUAUUAUCUGAUGUGAUAUACGAGGAUAUGAAAAGUUUGAAUGCAACAUGCAGCGGUUUGGAUUCUUGUGAAGUUCCCAGAACGAACGAAGCUUGGAAAUAUAACUGCAACUGUGACGAUUCCUGCAGUUUUCUAGGAACUUGCUGCGUCGAUUCGAAGUACAGAAAAAAAUAUGAACAAAAAUAUCUGAAAAACGUUGAAUGUAGAGUGUUGAACAAUAACCGCCAAUUUUACUACCCGUUGAUAAAUAACUGCAAUCCCAAUUUGCAAUACGACAGUACCACCGAAGAGCUGUGCAAUGGCAGAGGUGAAUAUUUAAACGAUCCUUUUCUGGAUAUACUUGUUACUGAUCCUGCAACGGGUAUAACAUACAAGAACUAUUACUGCUUUGCUUGCAAUGAAAACUCUGGCGAGGAACGGCUAAUCCCAUGGGAUGUUGCUUUAGGAGGUGAUUUAGAAAAAGUUAAUCGAUCCGAAGAACUACCGAAUUUGCAAAAUUUUGAGCAAGACUAUUGGAAUUGGGUUCUGGAUGACGAUAACGAUACCAAAGUCAGUUUGUUCCAUGCCUUGCCUGAAGUGUUAGAAGACUCUUUGCCGUAUUGCUUUGCCUUCAAUAUCGUAUCAGAAUGCGCGUUGAAUUGGACUGAUGAAAAUGUAAGAAAGAUGUGCCAGGGGUAUAUGGCUCUUACAAGAUUUCGAAGUGAGGACUUGUACAAGCACAGGUAUUACCGAAACCCACAUUGCGCCAUCUGCAAUUAUGAGAGUAUAGAGGACAUGGUUUGUGUGAUAGAGGGUGAGUAUAAAACGAGUGCUCCCGGAGGGUUAAUUCCUACUGGGGACUAUUUUGUCAGGUUAUUCUCUCUUCACGACAAAACGAGCCACCAAUGCAGUGACAGAAUGGUCUAUGAUCAUUUUGAAAAGAAAUGCAGAAGAUUAUACAGAGGUAAAAGGAGUCGACUGGAUGGGGUUCUUUCUGGAUGAGCGAGAUGGUUUUCCCGUAUUACAUUUAAGGGCACCCUUCUGUCAUUCUAUACAUUCGAUACUCGAGAGAAAGAUUUUUUUUUGUUUACGUUGUAUUAAGUAUACAAACGACAACAAGGUUCUGGAAGUAAAUAGAGAUAUCCAGAACUUGUACCGUGAUAAAUAUUUAGUAUCUGUUGCAAAAUAAUAUCUGUUAUGAAAAUAUAUAACAUGUUUCUAAGUGCAUGUUACGAAAUAUUAAGCGAAAGUUGCAAAUCCAUUCUAAUUUCAAAAACUUUUUUUUCCCUUUAAGUUUUGUGCAAACUGUAUUUUAAGAAUGUUUGAGCAGUUUUAAAUAAAAAAAAGAGCAAAUUUUUUUUGCA